This is a messenger RNA of Plectropomus leopardus (leopard coralgrouper), 1436 nucleotides long. NCBI's taxonomy places the organism in Eukaryota, Metazoa, Chordata, Actinopteri, Perciformes, Serranidae. The record is from RefSeq and is a predicted model, not a curated record.
GUCAAUACAAACUCGUGUUUUUUUUUGUCUCUCUCAGGUGCGUUUACAAACUCAGCCCUUACCCAAACCUGGAGAGAGUGCCCUGUAUGCUGGAACCCUAGAUUGUUUUAAAAAGACCUUAGCCAAAGAGGGUGUGAAAGGACUCUAUAAAGGCAUGGCGGCCCCGAUCAUCGGAGUCACACCCAUGUUUGCUAUCUGUUUCUUAGGAUUUGGAGUGGGCAAGAAACUACAACAGAAACACCCCAAUGAUAUCCUCACGUAUCCACAGCUGUUCGCUGCAGGAAUGUUGUCUGGUGUUUUUACCACAGUCAUCAUGACUCCUGGAGAACGCAUCAAAUGCCUCCUGCAGAUCCAGGCAUCAUCAGGAGAGGUGAAGUAUGCGGGACCCAUGGACUGUGUCAAACAGCUGUACAAAGAGUCCGGGAUCAGAGGAAUCUACAGAGGCACCGCUCUGACUCUCAUGAGAGAUGUUCCAGCCAGCGGCAUGUACUUCACAUCCUACGAGUGGUUGAAGAACCUCCUCACACCAGCAGGAAAAAGCCAGAAUGAGCUCAGCGUCCCCAGUGUGCUGUUUGCUGGGGGGAUGGCUGGAAUCUUUAACUGGGCGGUUGCAAUUCCAGCGGAUGUACUCAAGUCUCGUUUCCAAACAGCUCCUGAAGGGAAAUAUCCCAACGGCUUUCGGGAUGUACUGCGGGAGCUGAUCAGAGAGGAGGGAGUGGGCUCUCUGUAUAAAGGCUUCAAUGCUGUCAUGCUCAGAGCUUUCCCUGCAAACGCAGCUUGUUUCUUAGGCUUUGAGCUUGCAAUGAAGUUCCUGAACUGGAUAGCACCAAACCUGUGAUGAAGGCUCAGUGUCGCCUUGUAUGUGAAUCCCAGGAACAGAACUGCUUUAACACAAAGAAGUUGUGAGCAGUACACAAACACACACACACACACACACACACACUGAAUCACAAAGAGAUUUUAUCAGUUUUCCAAUAACGUGCUUAUUAUCUUUGAAACCUUGUGGUACUGUAGAGCACACGGAUCAUUCAGACCUGCGGAGGGUUCAGAGCAGACCAGUACACACACACACACACAGUCAAAUGUUCUCACUCCUUUUAAUUUUACUUGUUUUCUUUAAAUUGUGUUAUUUUUAUAUGAGAAAAGGAGUGACGAGAACAUGCCGUGCCUUACCUUCUGUUAUCUGCGAACAGGUGUACAUAUCAGGGACAAGGUGCAUUAUGUUGAACUGUGUGUGUGUUUAGUCUCUCAGCAAUACACGCCUUUCGGACUGUCUGCUUCCUGUCCGUCGCCCUCCACUCAGUGACCACCAAUGCUCGAUAAACUUUCUGUUUGUGUUAAAUGUGAAAUUAUGAGAGUAGUCAUAAUGACAUUGAUUGAACAGUAUAUGAAUGUCAACAUGUAAAGAAAUAAAAAAUAGAAUCCAUAUUUAGAAA